This is a messenger RNA of Fusarium sp. VM40, 588 nucleotides long. The record is from the annotation of a GenBank genome assembly. NCBI's taxonomy places the organism in Eukaryota, Fungi, Ascomycota, Sordariomycetes, Hypocreales, Nectriaceae.
AUGUCAUCAGAACGUCGCUGGGAUCAACGUCGCUUUCGUCUUGAGGAAUCAACUACUCUCAACGAUGGCAAGCGCACCAUAUUCAUCGAAACCAUGACCCCAGGCACCACCGUGCCGCCUCAUUUCCACACGCGCUUCUCGGAGACUUUCGACUUGAUCCAAGGGUCCAUAUCAGUCUACAGCACCACCCAACCAGACGUUGACAUUCUGGAAUCGUCAGCCCAUCCGCUGCAGGUCGGUAAGCCCGAGACUGUGCAGCCCAACAUCUUCCAUAAGUACAAAGUCGAGGGCGAAGCAUCCGCUGUCCUCCGCGUUACCCUCCAGCCAGGAGACGCCGAUUUUGAGAGAUUGCUCAAGAUAAUGAACGGUCUGGACGCAGAUGGCAAACUGGCGAAAAUGGGCGAUAGCUUAGUGCUGAUGGCAGUCGUGAUGGAUCUCAGCGAUGCGCAUCUUAUUGGUCCAGCUAAGGAGAUGUUAGAUGGUGUGAGGAAAGAUCACAAAGAUGAAAUUGAGGCUUUGAGAUCGGAGUUGUUGAAGGCGUACGAUACAGAAGAAGCUCUGCGGGGGCUUUUACAUGGAGAUUCCUGA